GACGCUGCAGCUGCAAAAGCAGACCUCCCAACUCACCUCUGUCUCAUCUUCCCCCCGAGCAGCUGCUUCUCUGAAGCUAUCAUCGGUUUUGAAGACUCUGCUGGCGGACCCGGCGAUAGCCUUGAUUUCUACUGGAGGUGUCCGAGAGGAGUGGUUGUGUACGCAAGAGGAUUGCGGGAAGUCACAUGGAGCCAGUUUCGAGAAGGCGGUGGAGCAUGUGCAGUCAGUCCGCCAUGGCACCGGACUGCUCAAGGCGGGAGCCGCGACGCGUCUGAGCAAAGCGAAGCUGAAUCUGGCGCAGGUCAGGAAGGAGUACGGAGUUUGA
Molecule: messenger RNA, 325 nt
Organism: Closterium sp. Naga37s-1
Lineage: Eukaryota; Viridiplantae; Streptophyta; Zygnematophyceae; Desmidiales; Closteriaceae
Source: the annotation of a GenBank genome assembly